AUGGCUGAGCUACCGCGUCCACCCUCCCGGCUCCCUCUCCUAACCAACCUCAUGUGCCUCUUCCUGCUGGCCGCCGCGACGCCGCUCGCGCUCGGCCGCGCGGCGCCCGCUGCCGUCUCGAUACACGAGCUGCUGCGGGAGCACGGCCUGCCCGGCGGGCUGCUCCCGCGCGGCGUCGUGUCCUACACCCUCGACGAGACCACCGGGCUGCUCGAGGCGCGGCUCUCCUCCUCCUGCUACGUCAAGUACGACGACGGCGAGAAGGCCUACUUCGACACCGUGGUGCGCGGCAACCUCAGCCGCGGCGCGCUCCGCGGCUGCGAGGGCCUGGCGCAGCAGGAGCUCUUCGUCUGGCUCCCCGUCAAGGGCAUCCUCUCCGACCCGGACUCCGGCGUCAUCAUGUUCGACAUCGGCUACGCCACCAAGACGCUCUCCAAGUCCGUCUUCGAGGACCCGCCCGAGUGCCAGCCCAAACUAGGCGCCGCCGCCGCCGCCGCCGACGCCGCCAGGCGGAGGGAUAGGCGAGAUUUCCCCGGCCUGACGUGGAGGCGAGAGGCAGAAGGAGGAGGAGAUGAAGGGCACCACCAUGACCUCCACCAUGACUCGAGGUGAUGAGGACCGUGUGGGAGGAUGAGAGCGAGAGAGACAAGAAGACAGUUUUCCCCCUUGUGCAAAACCAGAUCCUGAAUGUGAAGAGUGCUGCAACAACUGCUACCGCCUGCAGAGUUUGAAAGAACUUAGUAGUAUCUACCUUAAGGAAGAUUGUGGGUGUACUUUUUGCACUUUUUUUUUGUUUUGCUUCUUUUUUGACCUCCUCGUUCCCUCUCUCUCUCACCAGUCCGUGCAUGCACCUGUGUGAUAUUAAGUUUGUCAGCUCUGUGUUACAAGCAAAAAAAGAACAAGAAAAAGGCUGGCCUGGAUGGAACCCAA
Messenger RNA from Lolium rigidum, 930 nucleotides. RefSeq lists its product as uncharacterized. The record is from RefSeq and is a predicted model, not a curated record. The transcript is spliced from 2 exons. Bases 1 to 612 code for a protein of 203 amino acids. NCBI's taxonomy places the organism in Eukaryota, Viridiplantae, Streptophyta, Magnoliopsida, Poales, Poaceae.